Leptidea sinapis is the source of this 1002-nucleotide messenger RNA. RefSeq lists its product as uncharacterized. Lineage: Eukaryota; Metazoa; Arthropoda; Insecta; Lepidoptera; Pieridae. The transcript is spliced from 2 exons. The coding region runs from base 9 to 884 and encodes 291 amino acids. The record is from RefSeq and is a predicted model, not a curated record.
AUUCGGAUAUGACUAAAUCCGCGUCAGAUCCUGAUAUUCAGCUGACGGGAAUUGUUACUAAUACUCCGCAAAGAUAUGUGUUUCCACGCUUAAAGCGAUCUAGAGAUGAAUUUAAUGACGCAAUCACUAAGCAAUUGGACGAACUCAGAGAUGAUAUGCGUCAAAUGAUCUCACGCAGCUCGCAUACAAAUGAACAGGAGCUUAAGCGGGUUACAGCGGCUCUGAAGGAUAUACAAGAGUCCAACCUUAGUAUCGGAAAAUCGAUGGAAUACCUCACACUGCAAAACGAAGAGUUUAAAAAGAAGAUAGCACAGUUGGAGAACCAAUCCAGAGAAGACAAAAAGUAUAUAGCUGUUUUAGAGGAUAAAAUUGAAGACCUACAGAUGGGAAGCCGCAAAGCUAACUUUGAGAUAAAAAACGUGCCUAAAAAGCAAAACGAAACGAAAGAGGAUCUUAUUGAAAUGGCCCUAUGUCUCUCACAAACUAUAGAUUGUAAAAUAAGUAAAACCGACAUCAAAGAUAUAUUCAGAGUACGAGGAAAAAACAAUGAUAAACCGAGCCCAAUUAUUGUGGAAACCGGCUCCACAUUGAUAAAAACCAAUUUUCUAAGGCUGGGUAAGUCUUUUAAUGUGAGGCAGAAAAAUAAGUUAUGUUGUAAGCAUCUUGGCCUAAAAUUCCAAGAAGACACACCGGUUUUCUUAGGAGAACAUUUAACGAUGAAGGGCUCACGGCUACAUUUUCGUGCUCGCGAUCUGGUAAAAUCAAUGGCGUACAAGUUCUGCUGGACGGCAUAUGGCAAGGUCUUUGUGAGGAAGGACGAGAACUCCCCAAUAAUUCGGAUCAGAAGUGAAGAGCAAGUUCACCAACUCCUUUUAAGAAAAUGACUAUCUGUUCUUGUAGUCAUAAGAUAUCUGUUUGGGUUUAGACGAGGUAAAUCGACAGAGGAUGCAGUAGCUUCUUUAUCAACUUUAGUGACAGAUCAAUUAGACAAAGGUAACAAAU